UAUCGAAGUAGGGGUUUUGGCUUGCCAAUGAUGGGCGAUAGAAGCAGCAUCCAUGGCUGCCGUGUUCUUCCUUUCUUGAUUCUAUUCACCAUCAAAUUUUCUCAUUCAGCAGACACCCUGUUGCCAAACCAGUCAAUUAAAGAUGGAGAGACACUAGUUUCUGCCAACCGGACCUUUGCACUCGGAUUCUUCAGCCCAAGCGGUUCGCUCAAUCGCUAUGUUGGGGUAUGGUAUCACAAGCUUCCAGUGCAGACGGUGGUAUGGGUUGGCAACCGCGGACUGCCGGUGUUCGAUACCUCUGGCUACCUUACCAUUGAUGGGAAAGGCAAUCUGAUCAUUUUGGAUAGCAUUGGGAGAUCGAUCACCAUAGCAUCCAACUCUGGAGCAACCAAUCUCACUGCUGCUACACUAACAGACACCGGCAAUCUUGUUCUCAAAGAAUGGAGUGAUGGAAGAGAAGGACAAGCCUUGUGGCAGAGCUUUGACAAUCCUACUGAUACACUGAUUCCUGGCAUGAGAAUGGGAAUGCAUGGAAAGCAGAAUCGGUUUCUCACAUCAUGGACAAGCUCAGAAGAUCCAGCUCAAGGUGACUUCUCUGUCGGGAUCGAUCCCAACGGCACUAAACAGUUCAUCAUCUGGAGGAAGGGUCAGGUCUACUGGAAGAGUGGGGUCUGGACUGGGAAGAACUUCAGCUCGGUCCCUGAAAUGACACCAACUUACUACAUCUAUUUCAGCUACAUGCCGACUUGGAAUGGCGAUUUCUAUUCUUAUUCUCUCAAUGACAGUUCUAAACCGACAAGAACCGUGAUGGAUUUUUCAGGGCAGAUCAAGCAAGUAGCUUGGGUAGAAACCUCACAGGAGUGGGUACAAUUCUGGGCUGGACCGACGAAUUAUUCAUGCGAGAUUCCCACUAGCUGCGGAGCUAAUGGCCUCUGCAACAACUAUACUACUCCCACAUGCAAUUGUUUGGAUGGGUUUGAGCCUAAGUCUGAUCUUGCAUGGAAUUCAGGGAACUGGGCUGGAGGAUGUGUGAGAAGAGAGAUGCUAGAAUGUGGAAAUGGAGAUGGAUUUUUACAGCUGAAAGGGGUUAAGUUGCCAAUCUUCUUCUUGGACACUGGCGUUUCAAGCAUCGGCAUCGAGGACUGUAAGGCGAAGUGUGCGCCGAACUGCUCCUGCACAGCUUAUGCUUCAGCACAUGAGAAUGGAACUGGCUGCUUGUUAUGGUUUGGGGACCUAUUGGGUCUCCAAGCUCACCAUGUUGCCACUCAAGACCUCUAUGUUCGUUUGGCAGCUUCGGAGCUCAACCCCGCUGCAGAUAAUGGACGCAAGCAAAAGCUUUGGAUAGCAAUCAUCAUGCCAGUUUCAGUGGUGAUAAUUUUGUUACUGGGUGUUUUCUUAUACUGUUGGCAUAGGAAAAAGCUCCAAUUGAAAGCCAAGCAAGAACUGAGCCAGGAACUUCAAUUACUAGGAACAGAUAAUAUUGCAGCAGCAUCUCAUAAACUCAGUGAAGGACCAAUUGAUGGCGAAGGCGAGAAAGUUCCUGAUUGUCCUCUGUUCAGUUUUUCUACCUUAUUAGCAGCAACUAAUAACUUCUCUGCUUCUAAUAAACUUGGAGAGGGUGGUUUUGGGCCUGUCUACAAGGGUAUGCUGGAGGGACAUGAACUAGCGGUAAAAAGGCUUUCAAGAAGUUCGGGACAAGGAGUGGUGGAGUUCAGAAAUGAGAUAUCUCUUAUUGCCAAUCUCCAGCACAGAAAUCUUGUUAGGCUUCUUGGUUAUUGCAUUCAAGGGGAAGAGAAGUUGUUGAUCUAUGAGUACAUGCCCAACAAGAGCUUGGACAUCUACAUCUUUGAUCCAAUCAAGGGAGCAGAAUUAGACUGGAAAAAGCGUCUUGACAUCAUUGAAGGGAUUGCUCAAGGGCUUCUUUAUCUCCACAAGUACUCGAGACUCAGAGUUAUUCAUAGAGAUAUGAAAGCCAGCAACAUACUUCUGGAUGGUGAAAUGAACCCGAAGAUAUCGGACUUUGGAACGGCAAGGAUCUUUGAAAGGAAUGAAUCACAGGCGAAUACAAACAGGGUGGUCGGUACAUAUGGUUACAUGUCUCCUGAGUAUGCAAUGGAGGGCCUCUUCUCCGAGAAGUCCGAUGUUUUCAGCUUUGGUGUUCUGCUUUUAGAGAUUCUCAGCGGCAAGAAGAACAGAAAUCUUCAUUGGCAAAACCAAUCUCUAAACCUUCUUGGAUACGCCUGGGAACUAUGGAAAGAAGGGAACAUCUUGGAGCUGAUGGACCCAUUGUUAGGUGACCUCUGCCAUUUGGAAGGGUACUCAAGAUGCAUUCAAGUGGCUCUUCUGUGUGUGCAAGAUGUCCCUGAAGACAGACCAACCAUGUCAGAAGUUGUUUCCCUGCUGAGUAAUGAAAGCAUAUCUCCGAAAAGUCCUAAAAAACCUAUUUUCUCUUUUGGAAGAACUAUGGAAAUAGUUUGUCUGCCUUCGAGCACGAGAGAGGAAUGCACUGCAAAUGAUAUAACUGUUUCAGCUAUGGAAGGUAGAUAGAACUACAUUCCUCAGGUCUUUGUUUAUUUCAUGUUAGUCGCAACAAAAUGAAUGGAAUUUGUUUAUUAAUUUCUUCCCUAUUCAAUCUUUCGUA
This is a messenger RNA of Phoenix dactylifera (date palm), 2641 nucleotides long. Its product is annotated as G-type lectin S-receptor-like serine/threonine-protein kinase At4g27290. Gene Ontology annotation, molecular function: ATP binding; protein serine/threonine kinase activity. NCBI's taxonomy places the organism in Eukaryota, Viridiplantae, Streptophyta, Magnoliopsida, Arecales, Arecaceae. Gene Ontology annotation, cellular component: plasma membrane. The record is from RefSeq and is a predicted model, not a curated record. Gene Ontology annotation, biological process: protein phosphorylation; recognition of pollen.